CGGGAGGCGGCGCCCGCCCCGCCAGAGCGCGGCGGCGGCGGCGCGGAGCGGAGCGGAGCAGGAGAGCAGCUGCCCCUCCGCCCGGCCUCCGCCACGCCGCGCCUGCAGCCCCCCGCCCGCCGCCGCCCGCCCGUUCUCCUCCCGGCACCAUGUCGGUGGAGCUGGAAGAAGCCGAUCUGCCCCUGACCGAGGCAGAGGAGGUGCCGAUCGCGGCCGACAAGAAGGCGGCCGCCAAGAAAGCGAAGAGCGCCGGCGGCGGCGGCGGCGGCUCCUCUUCGCUGUCGCCGUCGAAGAAGAAAAAGAACAACAAGAAGAAGAACCAGCCGGGCAAAUACAGCCAGCUGGUGGUGGAGACGAUCCGCAAACUGGGCGAGCGUAAUGGCUCCUCGCUGGCGAAGAUCUACAACGAGGCCAAGAAGGUGGCCUGGUUCGACCAGCAGAACGGCAGGACCUACCUGAAGUACUCCAUCAAGGCGCUGGUGCAGAACGACACGCUGCUCCAGGUCAAGGGCACCGGCGCCAACGGCUCCUUCAAGCUCAACAGGAAGAAGCUGGAGGGCGGUGGGGACGGGGGCGCGGGCAGCAGCGCCCACAAGUCCCACAAGAAGGCGGCGGCCUCCGCGUCGCGGCGGGCGGAGAAGAAGCCCGCGGCCAAGAGCAAGAAGCCCGAGAAGAAAUCCCACAAGAAGGGAGCGAGCAGCGCGGCGGCGAAGAAGGACAAAGGCAAAGCCAAGAAGGCCACCAAGAAGGGAGCCGCGUCCCCGGGGGGCAAGAAGGUGAAGAAGUCCGCAAAGCCCAAGGCGCUCAAGAGCAGGAAGGCAUGAGAGCGGGGCGCGGGGAGCCCCGGGCUGGGGGGGGGGGCGGAGGGGGGGCCCCCCCUCCCCGCCAGGACUGGGAGCCCCACGGCACGGACUGCUCUGAGGACAGCCCCCCGGGGACCCGCUUUGUGUCGCCGACUCCUCAGCCGCCGCCGUGCGCGGUGAGCGGGGCUGCGGCUGCCCCAGCCCCCCCCAUUUACCCACCACCCCCCCCUUUUUCCCCGUCCCCUCGGCGCCUUCCCUCCCCCGCCCCCCAUCCCCGCGGCUUCCCCCCCAUCGCGCCCCUUUGUUUUCAGCCGUGCCCCUCCCCGCUCGUCGACGGUUUCUGGUGCCCCCCCCAUCCCCUCCGGUCUCCCCCCCACCCUCCCCUCCCGCCGGGCCCCUUCCCGCCCGGUUCCCAUAGCAGCCGCUCUGCGGCGCCCCCGCGCCACGUGGGCCGGCUCCCGCCGCCCGCGCCCCCCUCCCCGCCCCUCCCGCCGGGCGCCCCGUGCCUGCUCGCGGCCAU
Messenger RNA from Anas platyrhynchos (mallard), 1323 nucleotides. RefSeq names its product H1.10 linker histone (gene H1-10). The record is from RefSeq and is a predicted model, not a curated record. Gene Ontology annotation, molecular function: DNA binding; structural constituent of chromatin. NCBI's taxonomy places the organism in Eukaryota, Metazoa, Chordata, Aves, Anseriformes, Anatidae. Gene Ontology annotation, cellular component: nucleosome. Gene Ontology annotation, biological process: nucleosome assembly.